UGUGGAUUCUUUCAAAUGGAGGGAUCGCCUAAUUCUGUGAACUAUUCGGAAAAUUGCCUAAAUCAGCAGAUGAUGGCGCACUUGAGUGAUGUGGAUGACAUAUCCGAUGUGGAUGGCGAAGAUGUUGUGAAGAAACUGCAAAACACCAUAACAUCAAAUUCGCAACCCGAAUACAGCACAAGAAGAAGAAGCAUAUUUAACACCACACUCGACUUAGCCGAUUUAGGAUCUGUUUGCAAUGCGACUAACGUUGGCAUCGAUGCCUUUGUGGAGCGAGUUGCGCGUGAGAAGCAGAAUUGGUGCAACUUCGUCACAAGGAACAUACAGAUGCUGAAGACGUCGCACGCAAACGGAGCGGAGGCGGGCAGCUACAAGCCCAGCAUGGAGCAGCAGGCGUAUUUGGAUCAGGGGCCUGAUCUGCAGAAUUAUGUACGCGGCUUUGGCACGUUCAUGAGCGAUGCCUGCGUCUUCAUGGCGGAGACGGAGCAGAUGCAGGAAAGAUUGGAGGAUCUCAAAGAUUGCUGCCAAUUUCACAUAAACGAAAUGCAGCGAAAUAAGGCCGCCGAAACUUUGGCUGGAAUCAAAGAUUAGCUACAAAUGAAACAUCAACUGUAAAUAAAUGAAUUCAACAAUUAA
This is a messenger RNA of Drosophila grimshawi, 636 nucleotides long. RefSeq lists its product as uncharacterized. Lineage: Eukaryota; Metazoa; Arthropoda; Insecta; Diptera; Drosophilidae. The record is from RefSeq and is a predicted model, not a curated record. Bases 16 to 591 code for a protein of 191 amino acids. The transcript has 2 exons.